Molecule: messenger RNA, 888 nt
Organism: Venustampulla echinocandica
Lineage: Eukaryota; Fungi; Ascomycota; Leotiomycetes; Helotiales; Pleuroascaceae
Exons: 1
Coding region: 1-888 (295 amino acids)
Biological process (GO): protein phosphorylation
Molecular function (GO): ATP binding; protein kinase activity
Source: RefSeq, a predicted model, not a curated record
AUGGGCUCAACAAUCGCGGCUGAUAAGUUCCCUCUCGAAGGCCGAGAUCUAGCAUCAGUUACUCGCGACGAGAUCAUCAAAAGCAUCCCAGUUUCCCCAGAGUUUAGACUAUGUGAAGGAGCUGCCUCAAUAGCUCGAGUGUCGAGCUCUGGGGUAGUGAAAUGGGGGCGACAUAUUCAUCUCUUUGAAGCAAGAAAUAUGCAAUAUAUUGCCAAGCACACCCAAAUCCUUCUUCCAGCUGUUAUUGAUGCAUGGGAAGUGGACGAUGCGACUGAAGAAGAGGAGUCAAACACAUGCUACAUCGUCAUGGAGUUUGUACCCGGAAAAUUAGCGAUUGAUAUUUGGGACGACCUUGAUGAAAAAGCUCGUCAAAACAUCCACUCCCAACUCUACGGAUACAUAUGCCAACUCCAGGCCCUCGAAUUCAAUACUCCAGGCCCGGUCGGGGGAGGUAUCUCUGAAAGUUCCCUUUUCACCGGGUAUGGAGCGGGACCAUUUCAAUCCGCCAAGGACCUCGAAGAUUGGUACAACAAUCGUUUGCUUGUAUCUCACGACUUCGGGCACGCCAAGCAUUUGCCUCCUGGGGCAUUUUCGGGAACGUUUCGGAAGCUGGUUAUGUGCCAUUUGGAUUUCAAUCCGCGUAAUGUGAUAAUUGAUGAUGCGGGAAAGGUCUGGCUUAUUGACUGGGGGUUGGCUGGCGCUUAUCCACCGUGGUUUGAAGAGGCACGACUGGGAUGGGGUGCGUCUUUGAGUUGGGAAGUAGGGCUGUUAAAUUUGAUGAGAAAGGAGAUGUAUAAGGAAGAUAUUGCUAAGCUUGUAGCUAUCUUUUUUGCGCUAACAACGGGAGGUUACUGCCAACCAAGAGCAAGAGUUGAGAAUAAGCAAUAA